AUGUGGCCCAACAGCAGCUUCAAUGCCUUCCUCCUGACUGGCUUUCCGGACUUGGAGGCAGCUCACCACUGGAUUUCCACACCCUUCUUUUUCGUCUGCCUCUCUGUCCUUUUCAGCAAUGGCACCCUUCUCUUUCUCAUUAAGGAAGAUCACACUCUUCAUGAGCCUAUGUACUACUUUUUGGCCAUGCUGGCAGACACAGACCUUGGGCUGACCUUGACUACGAUGCCCACGGUGCUGGGAGUCCUCUGGCUGGAUCACAGGGAGACUGGAAACGUAGCCUGCUUUUCUCAAGCCUACUUUAUACACUCACUUUCCUUUGUAGAAUCUGGCGUUUUGCUUGCUAUGUCCUAUGAUCGUUUCAUUGCCAUUCGAAACCCCCUUAGGUAUAUGUCUAUACUCACUAAUAACCGAGUGGUGAAGAUUGGGCUGGGAGUUCUGAUGAGGGGGUUUGUAUCUGUGGUCCCCCCAAUCUUACCCCUUUACUUUUUCCCCUAUUGCCAUUCCUCUGUCCUUUCUCAUGCAUUCUGCCUUCACCAGGAUGUCAUCAAACUGGCCUGUGCUGACACUACCUUCAAUCGACUGUAUCCAGUUGUGCUUGUAGUUCUUAUCUUUGUGCUGGAUUCUCUGAUUAUUCUCAUCUCCUAUGUGUUGAUACUCAAGAGUGUUCUGAGCAUUGCCUCCAGAGAAGAGAGGGUCAAGGCCCUCAACACCUGUGUAUCCCAUAUCUGCUGUGUCCUGGUUUUCUAUGUCACAGUGAUUGGGUUGUCUCUGAUUCAUCGGUUUGGGAAGCAGGUUCCACAUAUUGUCCACCUCGUUAUGAGUUAA
This is a messenger RNA of Camelus dromedarius (Arabian camel), 828 nucleotides long. RefSeq names its product olfactory receptor 51B5. Gene Ontology annotation, biological process: G protein-coupled receptor signaling pathway. Gene Ontology annotation, cellular component: plasma membrane. The coding region runs from base 1 to 828 and encodes 275 amino acids. NCBI's taxonomy places the organism in Eukaryota, Metazoa, Chordata, Mammalia, Artiodactyla, Camelidae. The transcript has a single exon. Gene Ontology annotation, molecular function: G protein-coupled receptor activity; olfactory receptor activity. The record is from RefSeq and is a predicted model, not a curated record.